AUGAUAUAUGAAACGGUCAAAGAAAACCUUCGAGGGGGUGGCACAGUGACUUUCAGCUAUAUCUAUGAUUUUGACAUGCCUGUGUUCCCUAACCUGACUGAUAUUUUUAUUGGGCUCGAUGUUUUUCGGGGCUGGAGUAUGCUGCCAACCUUCUUUGACAAAAUGCCUAAUCUUGAGCAUAUUACCUUUUUGGAUGGGUUUCUACCUUUCCCUCAUGCACAGCAUACCUUUACCAUGGGGUGGAACCCGCCAGUGGAGGUACCUCCUUGUUUGCGCUUCAAGAUGAAGAAAAUUAUAAUUGUGAAUCGGGAAACUAUAACACCAGAAGAGCUUAAGUUAAUAAAGUAUCUGUUGAAACGUGCGAAUCAUUUGGAGAUUUUGACAAUAAAUGCUCAUAAAAUCGAUCCAAAGAGACGGGAACAGGUAUUGAAGUUCUACCGUGCCUCCAAAUCAUGUCGGAUUGAAUUCGUUUGA
Molecule: messenger RNA, 474 nt
Organism: Helianthus annuus (common sunflower)
Lineage: Eukaryota; Viridiplantae; Streptophyta; Magnoliopsida; Asterales; Asteraceae
Product: F-box/FBD/LRR-repeat protein At3g26920
Exons: 3
Coding region: 1-474 (157 amino acids)
Source: RefSeq, a predicted model, not a curated record